Ustilago hordei is the source of this 1401-nucleotide messenger RNA. RefSeq lists its product as uncharacterized. Bases 1 to 1401 code for a protein of 466 amino acids. Gene Ontology annotation, biological process: protein demethylation. The transcript has a single exon. Gene Ontology annotation, molecular function: protein methylesterase activity. Lineage: Eukaryota; Fungi; Basidiomycota; Ustilaginomycetes; Ustilaginales; Ustilaginaceae. The record is from RefSeq and is a predicted model, not a curated record.
AUGUCCGACCUCCAACGCACCUUCCUGAGAAGCAAGCUGAGCAAGCUCCCUCCCGUCCCAGCUUUCUCAGAAGACGAGGAAGAACAAGCAGAGCUUUCUUCUGGUGAGGCUUUCGCCCAGCCCUCUACCACUGCGUCAUCCUCAGCAGGCCCAUCACGGCACCGCCAACGUAACGCAGAAGACUUCUCACCACGCACAGCAGAGGGGUACUUCGAAGAAGCACUCGAGGUCGAUCUUCCUUCCCAAUCCGGCGGAUCGAUUGCUUUUCGAGUGUACUACACCCCACCGAAACCCAAGGCUUCAGCACCACUAGGCCCACCAGCAGCGGAGCCUUCGAUGAAAGACGUGGAUAUCAACCUCGACUCUCCUUCCUUACCCACACUUCGCCCCGGUGUUGGGCUUCCAGUAACUGAUGACCAAGAUGAAGGAGGAGCACAGCCAACCGCACCAGCAGCAAAUCCAGGCACCCUAUUCGUCUUUCACCAUGGAGCAGGAUUCUCUGCGCUCUCCUAUGCGCUCACUGCUGCUGAAAUUGCAAAGAUGACCGUUGGCCAAGUCGGUGUUUUAGCUUACGAUUGUCGAGGGCAUGGCCGAACACGUACAAGUAACAUGCCCACAGAUCCGUUGGAUAUGUCUAUUGACACGCUCUCGAGCGACCUCACUUCUCUACUAUCGACGAUGUUCCCGAAGACGGAAGAAAUGCCUUCGCUUGUGCUGGUAGGUCAUUCGAUGGGUGGGUCGGUAGUCGUCUCUGCCGCACAUGCACUUUCAUCGAGAGGAUUCAACCGGAUUGCAGGAGUAGCAGUUCUAGAUGUGGUAGAGGGAACCGCGAUGGACGCUCUCAGUGUUAUGCGUAGUGUUGUCCUUUCCCAUCCUUCCGGGUUCUCUUCGGUUGAGGAUGCGAUUCGUUGGCACGUGGAUUCUAAAACAAUCGCCAACGUUUCCAGCGCCCGAAUCUCGGUCCCUCCUCUUCUCCAGCCCAAUCCUGCCUACCGCCCUUCCUCCGCUACCGCCAAAGAAGAAGAGGAGCCGCAAGAAAUCCUGUCCUCCUCCUCCGCCUCUCCCACCGAAUCUCAGGAGGGAAAAGAACAUGCUUUGAAAUGGAAAGCAAACCUUCUCGCCACCGAGCCUUUCUGGCGGGGAUGGUUUGAAGGCCUUUCCUCUCGCUUUCUCUCCGUUCGCACCGCUCGACUGCUGUUGCUAGCCGGAACAGAUAGGCUGGAUAAGGAGCUGAUGAUAGGUCAAAUGCAAGGAAAGUAUCAAUUGGAAGUGAUUGCGGAUGUGGGACAUUCUUUGCAUGAAGAUGCGCCGGAGAGAACCGCAAAGGUUUUGGUCGAUUUUUGGAGGAGGAAUGAAAGACUCAACUUGCCGGUGAGGGUUAAGAAAGUUGGCGAGUCAUAG